Messenger RNA from Silurus meridionalis, 750 nucleotides. Its product is annotated as EKC/KEOPS complex subunit Lage3. The transcript has 3 exons. Gene Ontology annotation, cellular component: EKC/KEOPS complex. The coding region runs from base 121 to 399 and encodes 92 amino acids. NCBI's taxonomy places the organism in Eukaryota, Metazoa, Chordata, Actinopteri, Siluriformes, Siluridae. The record is from RefSeq and is a predicted model, not a curated record.
GUGUCAGUAACUGUUUUUUUUUUUACAACGGCCAUACAACUGGAAGAAGAAAAAGUAAGACUAACAAUAGAAGAAGAGGCGUCUAAAACCAAGCGAGGAAUAUAGCAAAGGUUAUUUCAAAUGGCGUCCAGCAUCUCUGACAAUCACUUCGAAUUAUCUAUUGAAGUUCCCUUUCCUUCACAGAGGGAGGUGUCUAUUGCACUCCAGUCCUUGUCCCCUGAUCGUGAGCCACGAGCAGGAGGUACCAUAAAAACUCUGAGUGCUUCAGCCAAUGCACUAUCUGUAAAAUGGAAUGCUGUUGAGGCUCGCAGUCUUCGUGUGUCAGUAGGAUCUUUUUUAGAUCACUUGGCACUUGUAAUGGAAACUAUGGAUGCAUUUGGACAACCAGCUCUUCAGUGAAACUAAUGGAGCAUGUUUACUAGUUUAAAUUCAUUUAGACUUACACAAAUCGUAGACUCAUUUGAAAAAACUAUGUGAAAUUAGGUUCUUAACGACCUGGACCAGUGUUAAAAGUGUGCAGAGGAACUUGUUGUGCAGAAAUAAAACCUGGGGUUGGUUGAGUAUUUUACAGAAUACAGAGUAGUUUACAGAAUGUAAUCUAGUAUUCUGUAAAAUGUUUAACAAAUUAAAAUGACUGGCUCCAAAUAUUUUUCAGACCUUAUCUAUGGAAUGUUUGGAAAGACAUUUUCUCAUAUUCAUACUUCAAAUAACCCUGAAUUCUUUAAAAUAAAAUACUCUUCUAAAAUAAAA